AAAUGGCAUUUACAAAUAAUUUUCACUUAAAACACAUAUUUUGUUUUGACAAUCUUUUAUUUUUUGCCAUUCUUUAUUUAUUGAGUUUCUUAUUUUUUCUAAAUUAUCUUGAUAUUAUUCAUUUCUUAAUAAUUCAUCUUAGCAAAUCUCCAAAAAAUAUAUACAUGUAUAUAUUUUUUUUUAAAAAAAAUACCUUUAAAAAUCUAUUAAAAUAAACCAACUUUAAAUCAAAAUCAUUAUUAAUUAAGAACAACUACUAAAAAAAUCCCAAAAUAACUUUUACAUUUGAAUUAUCUUUUCCAAAAAGUAUUUUUCUUAACUCGAAAUCAACCUAAGAUGGACUUAAACCUAACAAAAGCAAAAAAAAUUCUUAAAAACCAUUUUCUUUUUUAACAAUUUAAUACAUUUAGAAAUCUUAAGAUAUUUCUUACAUCAAACCAUCUUAUUUAGAUUUAAUAAUUCUUGAUUUUUCUUUUAAUUUUUAAUUAAAUUCAUUCUUCAUUUCUUCCCUGAUCUUAUCCUUAUUUUAAAAAUCUAAAAAGAAAGGCAUUUAGAAUUCAAUAUUAUCAUUAUUUUCUAAUUUAUUUCUUUCUUUGAUUUCAUCCAAAUUAAUUAAAGGAAUCCAUUUUCCAUUUUCAACAAUUGUAAAAGUAAUCAAGCUAUUGAAAUUAUUCUAAAACUCCCCACAUUCUAUUAAAUAUUUAUUAUUAUUUUCCAAAAGUUCAUCUUCUUUUUCUUCAUCAUCUAAAAAUCCAUAAAACCUUUAUCUUAAUCCUUCACCAUUUAUUUACCUUUUAAUAUCCGAAACAAAUUAAAUACCCACUUAUUAUUCAAAACUCGGCAAAUUAACAUCCAAGCAAUUGUGCCAGAUAUUAAUUUCCUUAGAUCCAGCGAAAAUACUUGCCAUAAAUUCACCAUUUAAAGGUUCAAAACUUAAACUAAUUACAGGUUUUUCCAUUAAAUAAUUUCCUAAUAUACAAUCACUUGCUAUAUCAUAUAUUUUAAUACUACAGUCCAUACUUGAAGAUACUAUAUAUUUAUUAUUAUGAGUAUACUAAGCAUCUAAAAUAGCCUAAGAAUGCAUUUUUAUAUCUCUCCCUUUUCUAAAACUUAACAAAUCAUAUGUUUAUAUCGAAAAAUCAGUCAAAGCAACCAAAAAAUGCUAAGAGAAAUUUCCUCCUCGAAUAAAAGACACGCUUCUGUUUUCAAAUUCGAUUUUUUAUAAUAAUUAUCUAGAAUAAAAGUCAAAUAUUUGCAUUGUAUUUUCACUAUCGCAUAUAACUGCAUGCUUAUUAUAAUGAUUUACAAAUAUAGAAGUCACACAAGAGCUCUAUUUUACACUUUCUAAUUAAAAAACACCCUAAUGAGCCCCUGAUUACAUAUUUAUUUUAACUACAAAUGGCGAAUUUACCCCUAACAACCCAAAAUUUCCACAUUUAGUGACAAAAACACAUGUAAU
Messenger RNA from Ichthyophthirius multifiliis, 1459 nucleotides. RefSeq lists its product as hypothetical. The transcript has a single exon. NCBI's taxonomy places the organism in Eukaryota, Ciliophora, Oligohymenophorea, Hymenostomatida. The record is from RefSeq and is a predicted model, not a curated record.